This is a messenger RNA of Nilaparvata lugens (brown planthopper), 916 nucleotides long. RefSeq lists its product as uncharacterized. The record is from RefSeq and is a predicted model, not a curated record. The transcript has 2 exons. Lineage: Eukaryota; Metazoa; Arthropoda; Insecta; Hemiptera; Delphacidae. Bases 152 to 799 code for a protein of 215 amino acids.
UCUCUCAAAACACCACUACUCAUUGUGAGAAUUUGAUUUUUUUUUCUCUGAAUGCACCUUGCUGUACGUGUUAGAAUGCUUUUGUAUAUCAAGGAUGUGAUAAGUGGGAAAAUGCACUAUCUCUCACUCAACCUAAAACAGAGAGAGAGAAAUGAAUGAGUAUAUAAGUAGCACUUAUUGGAUUUGCCAGCUUCAUUCGAGCACUAGUCACAUUCCUGUUUCACAUAUCCUCGUCAUCAUGGACUCAUCAUCUACACAUCAGGAGUACAUUCUUCCAUAUACUCCUCCUCAACAAAGCACUUCCUUCCCAUCUUACAGGGCAGCACAAGCUGCACAGCAGAAGAAGAAGAAGCUUCCAACCACCACUACCACUGCUGCUCCCGCUGCUGCAUCCGACUGCAAGGAGUCACCACUGAAGAGCCGUGGUGUCAUUGUGGAGAGGGGGCUGAGCAGUGAGGAAAUCAUCGUACCGGACACUCCGCCAUCUCAUCUGGAGUGGGUACCGAGAUGUGUGCCGCUCACGAUGAUUUCCAACAAGCAACAGGGGAAGAGAAAUCUGCGCUUUCUGGAGGAGGAUGAGGGAACCAUCUUUGUACCCUCAAAGAAACAACGUGCAUAUGAAGCUGAGAACUCCUCCAUCACUCCGCUACUAGAGGAGGUCGAGAUGAUUUUGUUUCACUCAUCAAUAGACCGUCAGCUAAACCAUGGAUGCCUCUCCGCGAGCUGGCAGAAGAUGUCCUGCAUAAUAUUAUCUCUGCUCCUGAAGAAACAAACCACCAUGGGAGGAGAAUCAUAUUAAAAAUAAACAUUGCAUCUACAAAGAAAAUCACUGAGGUAUAUCUACCUCAGAGAUUUUCAUCCACAAUUUCACCGAUAAAAGUUGUCAAAUUUAAUGCCAAUUGUAAAAAUUUAGCAA